UAGUUUAUGGUUUCUUAACAAACCUGUAAAGUAAAUUGUUUGCUGAGAAUUUUAGAACUGCACACUAUCUCAUUAUGUUUGCUGCUGUUAAAAACUUGCCAUAACAUUUUGCUGGGGAUAUAUGGAAAUAAUGCAGUGUGGCUACUUGGUUUUCUGGCUGCCAUUCCACUGAGUUUGCAUUUCAAUAACACAGACUUGCCCUGUAAAAGCUGAAAUAUCGAAGUUUUUUUAAAAUAUAAACACACACUUUUAAAAAAUAUAAAUUAGCACUGAUUACUUCUUACUUUAGCAAUACUCCAGCCCUAUAUAAUAAACAAUUAAGAAGUCUGAUGAUAUGACUAUAGAUAAAAUAAAAACUGAAAAUUGCUUCUGAGGCCCCUAAAUGUGAACCAUUUCAUAACUGGAGAUUAAAAAACUCCAUCAUUUGGAUAAAUGAGAAUGGGUAAUGUCUACAUGGAAGUGAUGGGAAACAGAGUUGCUAUUACAAUACAGGAUGUUGACCUGAAAGCAUGUCAGGGACCUUUGGAUGACUGCUGCCCACAUCAAGGAGAGGAUCAGCUGGAACUGCAAGGGGAGGAGGAGGAGAAAGACAUAAAUCAAAGCAACUGCAACCAUGGAGAUUCCCUUCUCUCCUUAGAGGGCUAUUUACAGCUUCUGUCAUCGCAGGUGGGAAACAUGCUAGAGGUGAACUUACUGGAAGAUCCACAAGUUGCUACUUCUAGUAGAGGUCAAGACCCAUCACCCUCACACCACAAUAUAAAUUUGACCCAGACAUUUCACAACAGUUUGAGUCCUCCUGAUGCAAUGCUACUAAGAACAGACUACCCCACUCAAUCAAAAUCAAGACACUUACAAAGGCAAGAGUUUUUUCCUCAAUCAAGCUCUGAUACCACAAAUCCAGAAUCACUAUUUCACGGGUCAAAUUUGACAGGGCUGUUUUCAGCUGCUGACCUUAGAAAUCUAACAGCCCAUGAUGAUAAUUUUGAUGAAAUUAAACUCAUGUCUUUGGCUUUGGAGGAAGGCUUUAGUCCUAUAGAAGUUUCUCAGAUCUUUGAAGAGCCUGGCUCAGAUUCAGGACUAUCUUUGAAUUCAAAUCACAGCACCACCUCUUACUCAGUCUGCUGUGAAGAUGCUGUUGGGUACAGCAGUAGUGUUAAAUCUGCUCCUUCACAUGGCUUAGGAGCUGUUGGUGGCCACUGCCAAGAAAACACUAAACACAGCCUUGUGGAAUAUCCAGGUGAUACAGAGUGUUCUACAGAAGCCAUGCUUCCACAGUUUCUUCAUAAUCGCACUUACACUCAGCUGCCAAGUCAAGCAGCAUCCACUCCACAGCCUCAUCAACAGAUGUGGAUGAAGAAAUCAAACAAAGUAAAGGAUAGGUGCCAUAAUUCUACUGCUACAAACCGGAGCAGAGAUGAAUGUAGUGCAAAAGCUCUGAGAAUACCGUUUUCAGACGAUGAAAUUGUGAGCAUGUCCGUCGACUCUUUCAACACAUUGCUAGCAAAGAACCAGCUGACAGAAACUCAGGUAUCGCUUCUACGUGACAUCAGACGAAGAGGAAAAAACAAAGUAGCUGCCCAAAAAUGUCGUAAACGCAAACUGAAUGCAAUUCUUAACUUGGAAGAAGAUGUGUGUAAUCUCCAAACACAAAAGGAGAGCCUUAAAAAGGAGCACUCCCAGUGUAGCAAAUCAAUCAACCAGAUAAAGCAAAAAUUAAACAACUUGUACCACGACAUUUUCAGUAGAUUGAGGGAUGACCAGGGCAGACCUGUUAACCCACGCCAGUAUGUCAUUCAUUGCAGUAGCAAUGGUAGUGUUCUCAUAAUUCCCAAGCACUUGGUCAAAUCUGAACAGAAACAAGGUAACAGAAAAGAGAAGAAACAAAAAUAAGAUGACUGAGAUCACCAAAAUCACCUUUAUUUUGCCUGAAAGCUUGUGUGAAGACUAAAGGUCAGUGAUUACAGCAGUUCAAACAGAAACAACUACGCUUGAGGACAAACACUAUGUUCAAGGGUCUGCCAAACCCAACCGCGAUCUGUUAGAAAGUCUAUGAGCUGAGGCUUUUGGAUGAGAAAAUCUGUUUAGUUUUAGUUACAAUUAAAGGAGCUAGACCAUCAGUGUAGCUUUCUAGACCUAUGUUAAAACUAGAAUGUAGUUACUGGUAAUGGGGGCAGAGGGGAGAACAUCCUGGCGUAAGUCAACUUUAGAUCAAUGUUACAUGUGCACGAAAAAUGUUUUAGUCUUGUGUACUUGACUCUUCAUACAGAAAAUGAACUUAUUUUAUUCUCUAGCACUGAAAGAAAAAUUAUAGUUUUAGUGCAUCUUCAACUUAAAUUCGCUGUGGAUUUACAUAGUCUCGAGAGAUAACUGCAUGCUUUGCAUUUAUUCACAAUGGCUCUGAUUUUCCUAGUUUUCCUUUGAGGAGAGCAACCCGGGACAGUACUGCAUUUUUCCUCACUACUUUCACCAUCGUAACUCCAAGCAAAGAUAAUCUACCACUUAAUUUUACAACUCAUACAGUCAAUCUGCAAAUAGAUGCUGAAAAUUGUGUCUGAUUCAAUAUUGUCUUACCUGCAUCCUCUGCAAUUGAAUCAUUCUCAGCUUUCUUCCACGAAAAUGACCAAUGGUGAAUGAGUUCCUGUUUUGUUUCCUAGUGACUGUUACACAUUUAGUUGUGUACCUUCCCUUUUCCACUCAUUUUGAUACCUUCGUCAAGAAGUACUUGAGUUUUCUCUUUGGCUUUUUUAACUGGUAUUUUUAAGGUAUCUUUAAUGUUCCAGAUUUAAUUUUUUAAAAUAAAUAUUUUACCUAAUCUUUAAACUAAAUUGAACCAAACUGCUGUUUAUCUGUACUUGUAAUUAUGAUGUUACACUCUGAUAGUGCUCCAAAUGAAGAGGUUUUGGGUUUGACAUUUGUGCUAUUAAAAAGGAGAAAUUUUAUUCACUCAUGAACUUAUAACAUCCUAUCCUUUACUGUUUUACAGCCUGUAAAAGGUCUGCAAAAGAGAUGGCCUAAAAGGCCUAUAAUGAAUGGUAAGGAAGGAAUGUUGAGGUAUAUUAUUAUGAAAAUUACUACUAAUAUUAAUGUCUAAAUAACAACAAAUACUUCUUAUUUGUUUUAUAACUAAAACACAUAAAGCCAGUAUUAAAAAAGUUCUCAUUGAUUGUGGCAUGAUGACAAUGGAGCAAAUUUACAUUCAGGUAUGUUAAAAAAAUCACUUGCACCAAACACGUAAGAACUACACGUACAAGCAAUACAAGCUUAAAUGCCAAAUUAUACCUUCUGAAGAAACGAACAGCCACUAGCAUGUAACUCACACUGGCUGCCUGCACUUAGCUGUAGCAAAACCGAUACUAUCAAAUGGCAUUUUCUAAAAGGGGAGCACUAAGAUAGUAUCAAGUGCACUGAAUUAUCAAUAAUGAAAUCAGCCUGUUUGAACAAUUUGCUCAGCAUUUUCUGUUAAAAGAUUUCUUUAAAUAAAUGUGUGCAUGUGUUCGUUAUCGGUUUCAGCACAGCCUCAAGCUGGUAAGGGUAAAUUCAUAGCAGAAAAGUCUCAUUACUGAGGCCAUGCAAUUUCUUGCUGUUGGUUACGCGCGAGAGACACAUCUAUCCUAACUGGUAUUCACAUAGGAUUUGUCUACUAGCUACAUCACAAACUUCAACCAAAACAUGCAAGAGGUAUCAGAUACAUAUGAUGAAUUGUGAACUUUAUUUCUAGUUGCAGGGAAAAAAGGAAGUACAUACUUAAGUCAGCAUGGUCAUAAUCAAUUAAUUGACAUAAUAAGCAUUUUUAAAGUCCAUGCACUUACCCUUUGCAGGACCAGGUCCUUAACCCUACUUCACUGCCCAUGUGCAUAAAUUCUGAUAGAUACUGGAUCAGGCUCAUUAACUGAGAAAUCCAGAAAGCCAAGUAUUUCUUGGGCCUUUAGGGCCUCACAUGGGAGGAAAAAAAAAGUAAAGCCUAAACUUUUUGGUGCCCACUCCUUCAGUAGCAGUGGCAAGUGAGCUCUGUGGAUUUUUGUAAGGCCAGCUGCUAAUGGAGUAUUGCAUAUACCUAGUUGGGAAACAGCUACAUGGUUAAAUUUUGGCACAUGCCAAAAAAUAAAGCAUACUGUAACCCUUUCAGAACACAAUCCUAACGCAAAGCAGCUUACUCCACCUGUUCCAUUUAAGACAUCAGCCCCAACCCCAUUAUGUGUAAAUUUGAAGAUUGUAAAGGAUUAUGAAAUGCCUCAGCUAAUUCAACUGUCAUUUUUGUUCAGUAACUUUCUUUAAAGUUGAUGUAAUCAAUUGUUGAUGUGUUGUUUUGAUGUAAUCAAGUUGAUCAAUUUCUCAGAACCCAACAAGCAACUCUACCCCUACAAAAAUCUCAUAGCUGAAAUACUAAUUUUGGGUGGACUGCAGCAGUACUGAUGAUACAAUGAGCAUUAGGUCUGGCUGUACAUUUUUUCAAACCAUCAGCUACCUGCCCACAGGACAAAACUGUAGGUAGACCAAUGUCGUGUUCUGAGUUGGAGUAGACUCUCGUAUUUCACCUAAAAGCUCUUGCAGUGUCUUCCCUUUCUGCCACUAGGCUGUAUUUAAAGAAAAAUACCAAACACAAUCAAAAACAAAAGGCAAACAAAAAAUCCACAAACACUGCCUGGUCUUGGCUAUACCUUACAGUUUCAUGUCAUUAAAUGAUGUGUGCAAUUCAGCUAGACAGCCUGAAGCUUUUAAUACACUUCAUGUACUGGCCUUAGUCUGUAAUUGCAACCUCUAUACAAAAUGGAGACAUUGUAGAGUUGAGCUUUUCAGGUAAACAGGACUGAUCAAAAACAAGUUGUUACUGAAAUUGUUGUAAAAUGUAGGUAACACCUGACUGAAGUCUGGCUUAGCAUCAUUAUUGACAGAUCAAGAUUUUCACAAAAUCAAAAUCCCAAGCAUGCAAACCAGGAACUUUACUGUGAAAAGACACGUGGUAUGAAACCUACUCUGGAGCCAGAUGUGACAAAGCCAUUAUGGCUGUGUCCUACCUUAUUACUACAAUGUUGAAACGUAAGUCUCUGAAGUUAGAAUGAAAACACUUUUUAAAAACAUAGCUAGGAAACCACAAAACUGAUGAUUGUAAACAUAGCUGUUGACAACAAAAAACAGAAAGACUGAAGUGGGAGUGUUCAUUAAAAUACUGUUCCCAUGGUAAAGCUUUUAAGUAGUCUGUAACACUUCAGUGGUAAACUACAUUUUUAUGUUAAGUAAGAGGUUAUCUGCAAGACGUGAGGGAAGAUUAAGUAUAAAGGAAAAACACUGGGUGGUGGGGACAUCACCAUGCACACAUACUACAUUCCCAUUACUGAUGGCAGCAACAUGCACUAUGGAGCAUUACCUGCUGGCUGCUCUUAGAUCCAUACCUGUUCUGGAGGAACACCCACCAGCAACAAACGCAAGCCAAGUCCUUUAUUAAACUGCAACACCCAUAGGAUCUUUCUUGAAACGUAAGGCUGAACACUCUCAUAGGUCCUGUGAACAAGCCCUCCCAGAACACAGCACUCUGCUGAAACACUACAGACACUUUGAAUGACCACUACAGCACUGCACUGAAGUGCAGCUUAAAUUCAUGUUUUAGGUUUUAUUCAGUAGAUUUGGCUUUCUUACAAGCUAAGGCUGUUCCUGCUCCAGAGCUUACAAUCUAGUUUUAGAUGGGGGAACCAGAAGAACAAACUUCAAUGACAAAGAACAAAGCAACUUCAUGAGUAUCAACUUGUCAAUCUUUGUCCCUAAGCACACACACAUUUGUUCAUUCUCUGGGAGUCAGUACAGUUCUAUUCUAACAAGAAUCUCGAGGACAGAAGAGGCAGAGACCUAUAAAUGAGGCAACAAGACACUCAGCACCACAGUGUAGUGAAAAACUGUUUAUUAAGUAAACCAAAUAGAGAUGGCAGAUGUAACCAUGUGAAAUCUUAUUACUGUAGUGUACCCAUAAAGUACUGCAACUUGAUACCUGCUGCACAGCUACUAGAACUCCAUGAAGUCCAUCAGCCACCCAUUUUCAUAUAAGAAUGCCAAAACAAACGGGGGGGUGGGAAAGGAGAAGAGUGCUGGUAACAGCAAUUUUCUAGGACUUUCCCCCAGUCACCCUUUCUCAUACAGUGAAGCAGCAUGGGAGGUCACGCAAGCUAGUUUUUAACUACAAGGUCCCCACUGUUGACCUAGUAUGUUCAUAGCACUGUCAGCAAGUCACACAGCUAUUUUUACACUGUUAAUUUUACUGCUGAUAAACAAACCAGUUCUUGCUCCAUUAACUGGAGUUAACUGACAAAAUUUCUGUGCAACACAAACCAACAGUAGCUGCAAAGCAAGAACACGACUGUUAAAAAGGGACAGUACUUCUGGAAAAAUGGAUCAUUAUUACCCAGGUAAACCCUUCCAUAUAACACUGCUAUACAUUCCUAGAUCCACUGAAUGGAUGGCUGAAUAAACAUGGCUGAAGAGAAACAGCCAUCUCCCUUACGUGGAAAAGAACUAACAGCAGUACUAUGGGGUUUCACUUCAUCACACACUGCUUCAAAAACAGAAACACUAAACCUACAGGGAAUGUACAGCCCCAGUAUGUUCCCAGCAAUUUAUCCUCUACCAGUGAGGUCAAGCUGCCAAAACAAACUCGGCUGACAACUGUUUGAAAAUUCAGAUCCAUUUCUGGGGCUUGAGUUCUCUUCCCCAGAAGUGAUACGAUUUCAUCCCCAAGGUAUCAUGUACAUUCACCAUCAAACUAAAAGAAUACAGUCUUCUUUCCCACACAUAACAAAGUUCAAGUCCUGUCCAUUUUACAGUAUUAAAAGCAAUUGUUUGCAUUUUCCUAAAUACUUUUCAGCACCUGCAGCACAACAGAAGUGAGUAAAAUUCAGCUUUCUUUGUAAAUAAAGUCUGAGUGGCCAGAACCCUA
This is a messenger RNA of Corvus hawaiiensis (hawaiian crow), 6922 nucleotides long. It is a transcript of the gene NFE2L3, whose product is annotated as NFE2 like bZIP transcription factor 3. NCBI's taxonomy places the organism in Eukaryota, Metazoa, Chordata, Aves, Passeriformes, Corvidae. The coding region runs from base 433 to 1890 and encodes 485 amino acids. The record is from RefSeq and is a predicted model, not a curated record. Gene Ontology annotation, biological process: regulation of transcription by RNA polymerase II. The transcript is spliced from 4 exons. Gene Ontology annotation, molecular function: RNA polymerase II cis-regulatory region sequence-specific DNA binding; DNA-binding transcription factor activity, RNA polymerase II-specific. Gene Ontology annotation, cellular component: nucleus.